Messenger RNA from Gadus morhua (Atlantic cod), 838 nucleotides. Its product is annotated as L-rhamnose-binding lectin SML. Lineage: Eukaryota; Metazoa; Chordata; Actinopteri; Gadiformes; Gadidae. The transcript has 9 exons. The coding region runs from base 54 to 701 and encodes 215 amino acids. The record is from RefSeq and is a predicted model, not a curated record. Gene Ontology annotation, molecular function: carbohydrate binding.
UUUGGGGGAAGCAUUAGCAGCCCUGCUGAGCUCCCACCAACACCUCUGGAACCAUGCUCAGCUCUCUCCUGCGCUCAGCGCUCGUUUUGGCAGCAGUCUGCUUUCUUACAAGUGCAGAGAGCGUCAUCACCUGUGAGAACCGGAUGCAGCGACUGAGUUGUGAUCACGGAGUAGUCAGUGUGCUCACAGUGGCCUACGGACGGACUAACAGACGGACCUGUAGUGAAGGCCGGCCCCCAGGACAGCUGGAAAACACUGAAUGCUCUCAAACCAGCGCUCUGGAAGCCCUUGCUAACAGGUGUAACGGUAAGAAAGUCUGUGAGGUGGACAAAGAGAUCUUCAGUGACCCCUGCCCUGAGACCUACAAAUACAUCCAAACCACGUACACCUGCCUCCCUGCACAUCAUGUCGUCGCUUGUGAGGAUUCGGAGGUGGAACUCUUCUGUGACGGCGGCCAGACGAUAGCGCUCAUUGGAGCGUUCUAUGGGCGCGCCGACCGAACCACCUGUAUACAAGGUGUUCCUGACGGGCAAUUCAAUAACAUCACCUGCUCUACUCCUACUGCGAACCAAGUUGUAACUGAAAGGUGUAACGGUAAAAGCCGUUGUAGCGUCUAUGCGGUGAACUCAGUAUUUCAGGAUGCCUGUUAUGGGACCACCAAGUACUUGGAACUGGCUUAUAGCUGUGAAUAUCCCCUCUGAGGAGAGCAGCAGGCCUACACAACAAACACCAACAUCUGGAGACGCAUGCCCCCCCCCCCCUCCAGCUCUCCACCUGAUGAAUGAAUCUUGAUCUUGCUUUCUGCUUUUUGCAUUAAAUGAUUAUUACAACUUUAAAA